This is a messenger RNA of Venustampulla echinocandica, 1842 nucleotides long. RefSeq lists its product as uncharacterized. The transcript has 2 exons. NCBI's taxonomy places the organism in Eukaryota, Fungi, Ascomycota, Leotiomycetes, Helotiales, Pleuroascaceae. The record is from RefSeq and is a predicted model, not a curated record. Bases 1 to 1842 code for a protein of 613 amino acids.
AUGGCUUCCUCAUCUUCUUUGGUUGAAGCCAACUCUCUCUCUGAUAUAACGCAGCUUGCUUCGCAUCCACCGAAAUAUCCCCGGAACCCAACAGAGCAGAGGAGGGUACCUUUGACCCUGUAUAUCGCGCGGGUUCCGGGUAGUCGAGAUAUUAUUCUCACGCCCCUCAAGCCUCAACUGAAAAAUGUUGCCGUACAGGAUGUAGCUAGCUCUCUGUACUAUCUUCAUCUCAAUAGCGAGGACGAUACUCGGCUGCUUGGGGAUGAUCAAACGACUGUAUGUGACGAGCCAGAUCCCCGAGCUGGCACGAGUGAUUCUGUACAGAAACCUGUGCCUCGCAAACCUCUUCCCCAGUCAGCCCGAGCAUCCCUUGAUGUGCCUCAAGCGGAUGUUGCAUCAAGUCGGACGGACUCGCCUUCAAACCCGUCGAAUAUUAAGACCGAAUCCCCAAACAUGAUCCGUCCUUUACAAGACUCGGCUCAUGUAAACAAGCCUGUCCAGAGGCGGCUUUUAGGCCCUCGCGCGCUGCCCUCUGCACCUUCAAUCGAGAGAAAGCCACUCGCCAGGACUGAAGAUGGUCUCGUCAAGGCUUCGCAAGACGCCAUUUCUAAUUCGCGAGCGAGCAACGACACCCUAAGAAACGCCCUGCCUCAAGAACCUGGUUUUAGGAAAUCCGAGGACCAUCAGCACAUUGCCGAUACCUUUUCGAUAACACUUAUCCGCCGAGACCCAGCUUCUGGAGCUCAAUGGAAUAUUGGAAGCAUUUCUGGUCACCCUAUUAACAACGAGAGUCCCCAUCGACCAACUAAAUCCCCCGUACGCUCGAAGAAGCCAUAUUUUGACAUAUCAGUGGAACUCACCACGCCUGGUUACACUCCUUUUCGGAACUCGCAACCAAUCGCUCAUCCGUCAAAAGACCUGCCAGUUGUUGGGCAACAGUUAUCUACAACUAAAGCCGCCAAAACCGGUCCUAAUAGGGCCCAACCGCAAGGCUCCUCGGUUAUUCCUUCGAGCUUCCAUCGCCAGGUGUUCAUGGAGGGGUCUAAUUCAUGGGGACGUCCUUCCACAAAACACAAGAGAACGCCUUCAGACCUAUCGGGCAAACGUGGUAGGGGUUAUAGUGGCAGUUCCGCAAUCGGAUAUUCUGACACAAUGGGUACCGACCAAGAGGAAGAAGCAGCUGCGCAUAUGCCUCGACCGAAAGGGUACAUAUUUUUGAGUCCCUGGGAAGGUCGUUGCAAAUUCUCUACUGGCAGCGGCGGCCGGAGUCUACGAUGUAGACACACUCUACCAAGCCCAGUAUCCGCAAUUAACACGGCAGAUUCUUCAGCUUCCACACAACCAUCGGUACUUCUGAGCGAACUCCGUUUCAACCUCCCUUCGUCCGCCUUAUUUGGCUCCUCGAAAUCCCCCGAGAGAUCCCGGGAGCGAAGCACAGAUUUCAAAGGUGCCACUGCCACAAAGUUCAGACAUAUUAGAAACAAAUUAUCUUCGGAAAUAAGAGAAUACCGGGCGUCACAUAGCCACCGGCACUCUGACGACGAAGAGGACCCGCCAGCCUUGCCACCAAGACCGAAUCUACGAUUCACUACGAAUUCAAGCGACGAAGCAAACGAUGCCCAUAUCGCGGACAAUUUAGACCGGGUUUUGCAUGUGGGCGACGAGGAAAAUUCACGCCUAGACCUCAGUCUUGGACAAGAAAAGGCCGGAGGGGGGAAUAGGGGUAAACGUGCAAAGCUCGGCAAGCUCAUCAUCCACGAUGAGGGUUUCAAGAUGCUAGAUCUUGUUGUCGCUGCGAAUAUGGGGAUAUGGUGGAGCACAUGGGAUUCUGAUCAUCGAUAG